Molecule: messenger RNA, 1089 nt
Organism: Ipomoea nil (Japanese morning glory)
Lineage: Eukaryota; Viridiplantae; Streptophyta; Magnoliopsida; Solanales; Convolvulaceae
Product: LOB domain-containing protein 1-like
Exons: 2
Coding region: 107-772 (221 amino acids)
Source: RefSeq, a predicted model, not a curated record
GACUAAAUCCACAAUAAUAUUCCAAACUCCACCAGCGACUUUGGACUCUUCACACACAAGAUUCCCACCACCACCUCAGCCGCUCCCGGCCACCACCACCACCGAAAUGGGAUACAGUACUGAUAAGAGAACCACCACCACCACUUCACACCUGACAUCUUCCCCUUCUUCUCCCUCAUCCUCCGCAGUUAGUGGCGGCGGCUGUGUUGGAUCCCCGGCGAGCCCCGCUCCUCCGUCCCCUCCGCCGGUCAUUCUCACUCCCUGCGCCGCGUGCAGGAUUCUCCGGCGGAGAUGCGUCGACCGGUGCGUGUUGGCGCCCUACUUCCCGCCUACCGACCCCCUCAAGUUCACCAUCGCCCACCGCGUCUUUGGCGCCAGCAACAUCAUCAAAAUGCUACAGGAACUGGCGGAGGAUCAGAGAGCGGAUGCAGUGAACAGCAUGGUGUACGAGGCGGGCGCGAGGAUCAGAGAUCCGGUGUACGGUUGCGCGGGGGCGAUUUGCCAGCUGCAGAAGCAAAUGAGCGAGCUGCAGGCGGAGUUAGCUAAGGCGCAGGCGGAGAUCUUGAAUCUGCAGUGCCAAAACACGAACCUCAAAACCCUAGUCUGCAUGCAAAUGGCGUCGUCGUCGUCGCAGCAGCAACAACGUCAUCAUCACGACAACCUCUCCUCGCCGGUACAAGAACACCUGUCGUCGUACGAAAGCGGCAGCAGCUUCCUUCUAGAAGAUUGCAGUUUUUCAUCGGACAUUCUGGAACCAAUGCUCUGGGGAUGAAGAAGACUGUUCAGAUGAUCAGAAUUGAAGGCCUAGGGAUCGGAGAAUAUAUAUAUAUAUUUUUGCAAAAAACAAUAAUUUACAGAGAGAUCGAUGGAGAAGCUAAGGAUUAAAUUUUACUUACUUAAUUUCGUCAUUAGAGAGGCUAAAGCCAUCUUAAUGUCAUGAUCAACGGAGGGCAUGCAUCCAUGACUGAAGCAGUCAAAGCAGCAGCUGAUGCCAUUUAAUUACAAUAUUUUCUACAUAUAUUACUGAUGAAGAAUACUAUUUUUACCAUCAACAACUGAAAGAUUACAAUAUAUUUCUUUUUUUGUUUU